Molecule: messenger RNA, 1476 nt
Organism: Colletotrichum siamense
Lineage: Eukaryota; Fungi; Ascomycota; Sordariomycetes; Glomerellales; Glomerellaceae
Gene: cypX-3
Product: Cytochrome P450 monooxygenase cypX
Exons: 4
Coding region: 1-1476 (491 amino acids)
Molecular function (GO): iron ion binding; heme binding; monooxygenase activity
Source: RefSeq, a predicted model, not a curated record
AUGGCUCUCCUCAGUCCGAUCACCAUGCUCGUCGCUUUUAUUAUUCUCGGCAUAGCCGUGUCAGUUCGCCUUGCCGUGGCUGCUAUAUCCUCACCUUUGAAGCACAUACCUGGACCCUGGUAUAUCAACUUUACGCAUUGGGUUCUGAAAUAUUACACCGUCACGGGCCAGCGCAUGUACUAUAUCCACUCGCUUCAUGAGCGCUAUGGUCCCGUUGUACGCAUCACCCCGGAUGAGAUAUCCGUGGCCGACCCCGAUGGCUACAUUGAUAUCUAUCGGAUGGGGUCUGGCUUCAUCAAGUCGAAGUUCUAUAGACAGAUCUCGGGUGGUGCCAAUCCUGCUAUUUUUACGAUAAUCGAUCCAAAGGAGCAUGCCGCCCGCCGUAAGCUUUUCGCUCGCGCGUUUACUAUAUCUUCGAUUCGUGAAAACUGCGAGGCAUUGGUGCGCGAGAAAGUUGAGAAAGCAACUGAUUGCAUUCGGUCUGAAGCGAUGGAGGGCCGAUCUGACGUUCUGAAAUGGUGGACACUCAUGGCCAGCGAUGUUGUUGGACAGCUAGCCUUCGGAGAAUCUUUCGAAUUGUUAGAGCUGGGCAAGAAGAACCGAUUCGUCGAGGUUCUCCAGGCAGCAGCUGCUGCCAGUGCCCGACGCAUCGAGCUGCCGUGGCUACACGCUUUGAUCAGUCAUCUCUCACGGCUUUCACCCAGGACAAUGCAGCUACUAACCAACACGAGAGGGGAGAUGAUUAAGUACGGCCAGAAAGCUGUCGAAAACUUGCGCCGGAAUAAGGACAAUAAGGCAAAUCUGUUUGCUACGAUCCUGGCCGAAAGCGAAACCAACGAAAAGUCUAAGCUUACUGACGACGUUAUCCGGGUAGAAGCCUCGAACAUGCUCAUCGCUGGAUCAGAUACGCUUUCGAACUCACUGACAUACAUCGUCUGGGCGAUUCUGAAGAGACCCGAGCUCCAACGGCGGCUCGAGGAUGAAGUUGCAGCUUUGGACGAUCAUUUCGACGACGUUGUUCUGGAAAAGCUCCCAUUACUGAAUGCUGUCAUCUACGAAUCGAUGCGUCUCUAUGGCUCUGCAUCGGGCAGUUUCCCUAGAGAGACACCGCCGUGCGGAGCUACCAUUGGAGGUUACUUCAUCCCUGGAGGUACGGAAGUAGCACUGCAGGCCUACACUAUCCAUCGCCUUCCCGAAGUGUUCUCAGACCCCUUGAACAACAUGGUUCGCAUCUCCUCCUUCCUCGCAGUUCUCGCUGCUGUCACCUCGGCCUCAGCUCUGCGAUGCAACAUCCAAGUCCGCAACUCCGUCGGCGGAGUCGUUGGAAGCUCUUGUGUCGACGCAGGAGCCACUGGAUCUGUUCAGAGCUCCCAGUCCGGCGCUACGAUCAACUUCAAGACCUCUACCAGCUGUGGCGUUGAUGCCACCGGUGGUCUUGGCCCCAAUGAGUCUCUCUCCAACGGUGGCAACUGCUAA